Leopardus geoffroyi (Geoffroy's cat) is the source of this 2813-nucleotide messenger RNA. RefSeq names its product solute carrier family 22 member 12 (gene SLC22A12). Gene Ontology annotation, biological process: transmembrane transport. Bases 407 to 2128 code for a protein of 573 amino acids. The record is from RefSeq and is a predicted model, not a curated record. NCBI's taxonomy places the organism in Eukaryota, Metazoa, Chordata, Mammalia, Carnivora, Felidae. Gene Ontology annotation, molecular function: transmembrane transporter activity. The transcript has 11 exons. Gene Ontology annotation, cellular component: membrane.
CUUUUGCGAGAGGGUGGAGGAGGAAGGAGAUAUCUGAACAGAGGAGGUGGCACAAAAUGCAAGACUCUAGAAGUAUUUACACCAAGUAUCAACAGUGGUGAUCACCAGUUGCUCCUCCUGGAGGUCCAGGGCCAGCUACGUCUCCGGAAGGAUGCUGGUGGCUCAGGGGUCACACCUAGCAACCCCUGGUCCGAGUCGGAGGCACCCUGAGUGACAUUUGCUGGGCGGGCGCCCGGAGAGUCCUGGCCCAGAGGGAGCGAAGCCGGAGGCCACUGCCAUGCUCCAGGCUUCUCAGCUGACGAAGCAGGUGCUGCUGUGGGGGAAGCAGGUCGCCGGCCUUGGCCCCUUUGCCCUGGGCCAGCUUCUGUGAAGUGGGCACCUCCCCUGGGCCCCCUCGGCGGGCUCCAUGGCGUUUUCUGAGCUCCUGGACCAAGUGGGCGGCCUGGGCAGGUUCCAGGUUCUCCAGAUGGUGGCUCUGGUGGUCCCUAUCAUGUGGCUCACCACUCAGAGCAUGAUGGAGAACUUCUCGGCCGCCGUGCCCAGCCACCGCUGCUGGGCGCCCCUCCUGGACAACAGCACCGCCCAGGCCGGGGUCCCCGGGGCCCUGGGCCCCAAGGACCUCCUGACCGUCUCCAUCCCCCCGGGCCCCAACCACGAGCCCCACCGGUGUCGCCGCUUCCGCCAACCCCAGUGGCAGCUCCUGGACCCCAACGGCACGGCCACCAACUGGAGCGAGGCCGCCACGGAGCCGUGCGUGGACGGCUGGGUCUACGACCGCAGCAUCUUCACCACCACCAUCGUGGCCAAGGCCUUCCCAUCCUAUGCCUCCACCCCUGCUUGUGUGGGCUCAGCUCCCCUCUCCCGCCAGUGGGACCUUGUGUGCGACUCCCACGCCCUGAAGCCCAUGGCCCAGUCCAUCUACCUGUCGGGGGUCCUGGUGGGAGCUGCCGUGUUUGGCCAAGUCUCCGACAGGUUUGGGCGCAGGCUGGUGCUGACCUGGAACUACCUUCAGAUGGCCGUGUCGGGCACAGCGGCCGCCUUCGCCCCCACCUUCCCGGUGUACUGCCUGUUUCGCUUCCUGGUGGCCUUGGCCGUGGCGGGUGUCAUGAUGAACACUUGCACUCUCCUGAUGGAGUGGACGUCCACGCGUGCCCGAGCCUUGGUGAUGACUGUGAACUCCCUGGGCUUCAGCUUCGGCCACGUCCUGAUGGCCACAGUGGCCUACGGUGUGCGUGACUGGGCCCUGCUGCAGCUGGUGGUCUCCGCCCCCUUCUUCCUCUGCUUUGUGUAUUCCUGGUGGCUGGCGGAGUCUGCCCGAUGGCUCCUCAUCAAGGGCAAGCUGGAGCAGGGCCUGCGGGAGCUACAGAAGGUGGCUGCCAUCAACGGGAAGAGGGCAGUGGAGGACACACUGACUGCAGAGGCCUUGCUGUCAGCCAUGCGGGAGGAGCUGAGUGCGAGCCAGGCUCCUGCCAGCCCGGCUGCCCUGCUUUGCACACCCGGACUGGGCCUCCGGACCUGUGUCUCCACUCUGUGCUGGUUCGCCUUUGGCUUCACCUUCUACGGCCUGGCCCUAGACCUGCAGGCCCUCGGCAGCGACAUCUUCCUGCUCCAGGUCCUCAUUGGGGUCGUGGACAUCCCGGCCAAGAUCGGCACCCUGCUGCUGCUGAACCGCCUGGGCCGCAGGUCCACUCAGGUGGCGUCCCUGGUGCUGGCGGGGCUCUGCGUCUUGGCCAAUAUGCUGGUGCCCCACGAGUUGGGGGCCCUGCGUUCAUCCCUGGCCGUGCUGGGGCUCGGGGGCCUGGGGGCCGCCUUCACCUGCGUCAGCAUCUACACUGGUGAGCUCUUCCCCACCGUGCUCAGGAUGACAGCGGUGGGCCUGGGCCAGAUGGCAGCCCGCGCGGGAGCUAUCCUGGGGCCUCUGGUGCGGCUGCUGGGUGCGCACGGCCGCUCACUGCCGCUGCUGGUCUACGGGGCGGUGCCGGUGCUGAGCGGCUUGGCUGCAUUGUUGCUGCCGGAGACACAGAGCCUGCCGCUGCCCGACACGGUUCAAGAUGUGCAGAACCAGGCAAUGAUGAAAGCGACACACAACCCCCCAGGGCCCACUGUCCUGAAAUCCACACACUUUUAAGCUCCCGGGCAUUCUGCGAUGGGACAUUGGGAGAAGCACCCUCUCUCCUUCGGAGAAGGCAGGACGACAAAGGCCACCAUCUCCAGAGGGUCCAGGGGCGGCCCCGGGCACCCCACCGGACCCUCCCUUGUGACUUCGAAAAGGAUCAAGGACCAGCAGGACCCUGUCUACCCCGUGCUCCCCUCCUCGCUGCUCACGGCCCCCAGCUGUCCACUGUUCCCCCCUCCCCCCCCCCCGCAGCCCCCCCCCCCCCCCCCCCCCCCCCGAGCUUGGAGGCCACCAUCAUCCAGGGUCAAAACAUCCGAAACUCAUCGCACUACCCCGAGAUCUCCGCACAAGUCUCAGCUCCUCAGUUGUACCCAAAGGGCAGCUCUGGCCCCCGGGCACCCCUCUGCACACUCCAGCCACGGGACCAAUCCUGCCUCGCCCCUUCUCUACCUACCAAACUCCUCUUCAGCCUCCCAGACUCAGGGCAACUGCCUCCUUCCAGGGGUGCAACCCGAGGCCAUAGUGAAACCCUCACCCACAGCCACGCACCUAUCUCCCACCCUGCCAGCUAUGAGUUCCCAGAGGGUUGGAGUGGCCCCCUUGCCCCCUGAUCUGAGCCGGCCCCCACACAAAGCCUGGCAGAAGGGGCAUUGCGGGGGAGGCGACAGAAGAGGGAAUAAAGGAUCAAAUGACUGCC